AUACUGGGAUUCAUUUGCGAUUAUGUUUCCUAUGGUGGUGCAGCACUGCUUUUCCAUGGGGUCCUAUAUUCACAUGAUUCAUUAAAAACAUUACACCUGAAAAGCCUACUUUUGUUGUAUUCACAACUUUGAAAAUAAUUAAAUUUUAGAAAUGAAUAAAAAAAAUUCUGACAGCUCUGUGUUCAUGACGUAACGUUGUGACGCAAUGUUUACAGAUCUCACGUUGAAGUUUUAUCUAAUGGGCCUUGUUAAGCCUAGUUAAAAUGUGAUUUUACUCAUACAGAGUAUUUUCUUAGUUAUUUACUAACAUGUCUGAGGGAAAUGUUGAUAUUCCCAAUGUUUUUUUGUCGUUCCUAUUCUUAUUGUGCCUUUAAAUUGUGUUAUAGCUAGUUAUCCCAUAGCUAUUAUCAUUAGGUUUGGUUAGUAGCUAGUUUAAGCUUGGCAGCCAUGUUUCCCGGUUGCCUAGCAACAGUGUUUACACCACUUUAAUGACUGAUUGCUUAGCAUGGUGUGUUUCUGAGUGGUUGUGCAUGAUUUGAUUAUAUAAACAAUGUUUAUACAAUGUUUAAACAAAGGCAGAAUGACUGGAAAACAUGACAAAACUGUUGGGAACAUUAACCUUUACCUCAGAGGUGUAGCUAAAUUGCUAAGAAAUGACUGUUCAACUAAAAACCCACUGUAAAUAAGCUGAACAUCCACACUAUAUUAAGAAAAGUCAGUGUUUUCUCACAACUUGGUCAGGUUAAUUUAGUUAGAGCUGUCAGAAAAUGUUGACUUAUAUAAAAAAAAAGUGAUUAAUACUUUAAGAAUGAGAGGUGAAAUGUGAAAUCUUUGAAUAAACACGGUUUAAUAUGACUAUUGAACUUAACAUGGAUUUAAUAGAGUCGAUUCAGAGAGUCGAUUCCACAAACAAACAAACAAAAAAAAAAUCUAGAUUCACGAUUCUAAAAAUGACAAUGCAAAUUGUUGCACAACAUUAAUUAAGUACAUAAUACACGGAUUGAUGGUGUGAAUAGCAAGGUGACAAAUUUAUUAACAUCAUAUACUAGUGUUUGAACAUUAACUACCAUUUUAUUUAGUGAGGUAAUUUGGAAAGCUAAUGCUAGCUAACUGAACAAAACUCCCUAUUAUGGGUAGUCUUUAAACUAUUACCGACGAUGUUGUUGAAUUGUAAGCUAUUUUAUGUCUUAAGUCAUAGGUUGUUAUCUAAAAAUAAAAUGUUUUUAUUGUAGACACUUGGUAUAAUCUGUGCGUGAAUCUGAACCGAAUCAAUUUUCCACAGCUUCAGAUUCGACUCUCUUUUAUCAAUGCAGGUAAUCGGGAAUCGACUCCUUUUUGACUCUUCGUUAUGCAGUUGAACUGAUUAGUCCUCCACAGAACAGCUGUGUAAAGUCUCAAAUUCAGCCCCAGACCCAUACACUGAAUUCACACCGUGUGUUUAGGGUGAACUGCGAUGCUAAUUGAGUAGCUACCGCCAUCAAAAAUGCUCUCAAAUUCAAACAUACUACCUAAACUCUACCUAUCCAUCAUUGAUGAUGUGAUAGAGAGCGUCCGAGAGCUGUUCAUCGAUGAAGGAGUGGAAGAGAGAGUACUAGAUGAACUCAGGCAGCUGUGGGAGUCGAAGGUCCUGCAGUCGAAAGCCGUGGAAGGCUUUGCUAAAGAGAACAUCAAUCCAUCCAACUUUGUUCUGCAGCUUCCUGCAAAUUAUUCCCAAACGCUACAGAAAUCCACAGCUUCUGGUGUUCUUCCUGCCAGGCAGCAGAGUUUCACAGGGAAAGCUAGCAACACCGGCACUAUCGCGACAUUUUCUCUGCCACCUGGAGUCACUUAUCCUGUUCAGAUCCCUGCAGGUGUGACACUUCAGACUGCUUCAGGCCACUUCUACAAAGUGAACGUUCCUGUGAUGGUGACUCAGGCUCCCGGUUGCCAGCGCAUGCCUCCUCAAUCCAACCAACCCCACGUGGAGCAGAGAAACCUGCCCUCUGGUAUCAUUCACAACCUCCCUGCCUCCCAGGUGCCUCCUCCACCUCCGUGUCCCCAAUCCGUACCUGCUGCUCAAGCCCCCAAACCGCCGAUGCCUCAACAGCACCAGGUCCUUCAGCAUUCUCAGAUCCCCCUGGAUCCUCCUAUUCGGGCUCAGAUCCCUCCCGAGCCUCUCGUUAACCCCCAGGCUUCAGAGUCUCCCCCAGGAAACCUGGAUGAGUUUACGCUGGACGGAAUUGACUUCAGCCCGCAGCCGCUGGACAUGAGCACUCCGUCGUGUCUCUCGGCGGAGCAGAUGGUGGAGAGGGCUGUUAAAGCGGCAGCAGAAGCCAGGCUUAAUGCUGAGGACACACUGAGUCAUUUCCUGCCUGAUUUGGAAAGAACACCUGAUGGUGCACUUAAGCUGGACAUGGACCUCCUGAGAGACUACAACUUCAACGAGUUGACGGACAUCCCGCAGCUCGACGGGGCAUGUGACAGCAGCUCAGAGGCAGGAGACGAUCAGGAGGAGGAAACAGAGGAUCGAGGGCCUGUCGGGGAAAACGAGUUCCUGGGAAUGAUCAACGCUGAGGCUCUGCAGGCGCUCCAGGGGGUCGGAGGAAGCAGCGACGGAAACAGCAGCUCCAGCAGUGACGAGGAUGAGCCUGAGCUGGAGGAGGAGGAAGAGGAAGAGGAUCCACUGAACUCUGGAGAUGACGUAAGUGAGCAAGACAUACCCGAGAUCUUCGAUACUGAGAACGUAAUUGUCUGUCAGUAUGAUAAGAUUCAUCGCAGUAAAAACAGGUGGAAGUUUUACCUGAAAGACGGCGUGAUGUGUUACGGCGGUAAAGACUAUGUUUUCUCCAAAGCUGUUGGGGAGGCUGAGUGGUGAGAUGGGGAAAAGCAUGAGACAAAACACCCUUUAUGAUACUGUUUAAAUAUAUAUUUUUUGUUUUUUCAAUUUUUGAAAUUUUUUGUUAUUUAUGUAUUUCUUUAUUUUGGUUACUAUGUUAGUUCUCAGAAAGAAAAUCUCAGACUCUAAGGAAAGAAACACCCUAUACGAUACUAUUUCAAUGUAUACUUUUUUUUCUUUUGUUGGUUUGGGAUUUGCUUUGAAAUUCUAUUUAAUUAUUGAUUUACUUUUUGUUAUUGUGUUAGGUAAGAAAAAAUUCUUUCCCAGUUUUGUUUCAUGCAUAACGUUAUUGAGAGUGCACUGUGAUUUUGCAUUUCCAGACUGUAAAAAAAUAUUUAUUUAAGUGCUUUAAAUAUUAGAGAUGUUCUAAAUGGCUUGAUGAAUGUUUAUUUUUUUGGUUCUUGUCACUGUUUAAAUGAAAUGCACAGCAAGGAAAACACAACUGGUGUCUUUUUU
This is a messenger RNA of Pangasianodon hypophthalmus (striped catfish), 3331 nucleotides long. RefSeq names its product general transcription factor IIA, 1-like (gene gtf2a1l). The record is from RefSeq and is a predicted model, not a curated record. The transcript is spliced from 9 exons. NCBI's taxonomy places the organism in Eukaryota, Metazoa, Chordata, Actinopteri, Siluriformes, Pangasiidae. Gene Ontology annotation, biological process: transcription initiation at RNA polymerase II promoter; transcription by RNA polymerase II. Gene Ontology annotation, cellular component: transcription factor TFIIA complex. Bases 1484 to 2854 code for a protein of 456 amino acids.